This is a messenger RNA of Oryza brachyantha (malo sina), 1131 nucleotides long. RefSeq lists its product as uncharacterized. Lineage: Eukaryota; Viridiplantae; Streptophyta; Magnoliopsida; Poales; Poaceae. Gene Ontology annotation, cellular component: nucleolus. The record is from RefSeq and is a predicted model, not a curated record. The transcript has 5 exons. Gene Ontology annotation, biological process: maturation of SSU-rRNA from tricistronic rRNA transcript (SSU-rRNA, 5.8S rRNA, LSU-rRNA). Bases 196 to 837 code for a protein of 213 amino acids.
CUGCCUGCGGCCCAACCUGCUACGCGCGCCGCCGCCGCCGCCGCGUCGAGCAAGCCGGAGUCAAGGUGCGCUCCGGUUGUACCGGACUCUGGUUUUGUGUUUAUCCCGCGACUCGUUUCUCACUGGUGCUAGGGUUUGGUCAGGGGUUUGAGGGGAGCAGGAGGAGAGAGAGAGAGAGAGAGAGAGAGAGAGAGGAUGGUAAAGGGGAGGCCGAAGCCCACGCCGGCCAACGCCGCGGCGGAGGUCGUCUUCGACCCGUCCGCGUCCGGUGCCCGGAAGCCACGUCGCCCCGGGGCGCCAUCGUCGGCUGGCGAGUGGCACAACUUCAUGGGAUCGAGUCUUUCGGAUAUGUACCGGAAACCAGUUGCGGAAAAAUCUGAUGACACGUCUGAUGAUGAGCCUGACAUUGAUAUUGGGAAGCUGUUGAAAGAUGUUGAGCUUUUCGGUGCCUCUACAUGGAAGGAGCGGAAGCAACUAGAGAACCGUAAAGUAGUUCAAUUGGGUGGAAAGGCCAUUAAGAAGCACCGUACGCCAUUAAGCGUAUCAAAGCCAGCUAUGAAGAACCAAAAGAAAAGAGAAGAUAAGAAAGCGGAAGAGGAAAAACUACUUGGGAUAUUUAGGAAACGGGAUUCCAAGAGCAGUGGAGCUCAAAAGACUAGACCUGAGGACCGAGUACUUAGGGCGACCCAGGGGCACUUCAAGAAUGGUAUACUUGAUGUGAAGCAUCUUUUGGCACCACCCAAACCAUCGGGUAGGGAUGCGCCAGAGCAGAAGAUGAGAAUGGGCAAGAAAAAAGGCAAGGGACAGCAGAAGGGAGGCAGGAGGAAGAGACGUUAGAUAGAACAUCUUGUUUUUGGCUAUUAAGGUGACUCGUGUUCUUGUAUCUCCGCUGUAAAAGAUCCUCCGAAGUGAAAACUAUUUCAAAGCCAUAUUUUGAUUUGGUCGCCUUAUCAUAUGCUCUCAUUUUACACGUCGUCACGUUGUCAAUGUCUAUCGAGGAGCCAAUUAGAAUAUCUCAGGCAAAGUGUCCGUAUUUUAUCAUAGUAUUAAAAGAAAAUUAAGAUGGUAUUGUACCUUCCUGUGGAAGAAUUAUAUCACCACAACAUUGUAUUUUCCUAUAUGCCUUUGGUU